Molecule: messenger RNA, 1278 nt
Organism: Polychytrium aggregatum
Lineage: Eukaryota; Fungi; Chytridiomycota; Chytridiomycetes; Polychytriales
Product: streptomycin biosynthesis protein StrI
Exons: 5
Coding region: 1-1278 (425 amino acids)
Molecular function (GO): nucleotide binding
Source: RefSeq, a predicted model, not a curated record
AUGGCUCCCCUGACUCUGGCUGUCCUCGGCGCCGGCGAGCGCGGAAACAUCUUUGGCAACCUGGCCCUUCAGCAUCCUGAGCGGGUCAAGGUUGUCGCCGUGGCUGAAGUCCAUCCCUCGCGUCGCUCGAUCUUUGCCAGCAAGCACUCGAUCGCCGAUGCCUCUGUCUUUAGUGACUGGAGGGCACUCGCCGAGCAGCCCAAGCUGGCCGACGCUGUCGUCAUCACCACCCUGGACCGAAUGCACUAUGAAGCGACGAUCCUGUUUGCCCAAAAGGGCUACCACAUUCUGUGUGAGAAACCCCUCGCCACCGAUCCAAACGAAUGUGCCAAGAUGGUCAAGGCCGUCCAGGAUGCCGGCGUCAUCCUCGCCGUUGGGCACGUUCUCCGAUACAGCCCGUACUUUGUGGCUCUGAAGAAGCAGCUCGACAACCAGGCCGUCGGCGACAUCCUCAACAUGAUCCAUGUCGAGCCUGUGGGCAACUACCAUUUCGCCCACAGCUUUGUGCGUGGAAACUGGGGCCGCAAGGAUCUGACCUCGUUCUCACUGAUGACCAAGAGCUGCCACGACCUGGACAUCAUCUGCCACAUGCUCUCUCCCCGACGGCCCCUCUUUGUUUCCAGCUUCGGCUCGCUGACCCACUUCAGGAAGGACAAGAAGCCCAAGGAAGCCGGCGACGCCAAGCGAUGCCAGGAAUGUGCCUACGAGCCGCAGUGUCCUUACUCGACCAACAAGAUUUACAUGGACACCAUCAAGGGAGGACACAAGGGCUGGCCCGUCUCGGUGCUCCAUCCCGAGCCCGACAUCGAGAACAUUGCCGAGGCCCUCCGGACGGGCCCAUAUGGACGAUGUGUUUACGAAUGCGACAAUGACGUCAACGACCACCAGGUGGUCAACAUCGAGUUUGAAGGCGGUGUCAGUGUGUCCUUCACCAUGGUCGCCACCACCCAGCUCUUGUGCCAGCGACUGACUCGUAUCCACGGCUCCCUCGGCGAGAUUACCGGCGACAUGAACAUCUUUGACCUCUUCAGCUUCCAGGACCGGCAGAACCAGACCCAUCACCCCAGCACCACCCUGGGCGGCCACGGCGGUGGCGACGACGGACUGUUCCAUGCCUUCGUCGAGGCGCUCGAGAAGAACGACCAAUCUGUCCUGGGAUGCACCCCAAAUGACAUCCUGACCUCGCACUUGCUUGUCUUUGCCGCAGAGUCGGCCCGAUUGUCUCGAACCGUGGUCGAUUUCAAUGAGUUUGCCUCCACGUACACUGGCCUUGUCUGA